Molecule: messenger RNA, 5265 nt
Organism: Spodoptera frugiperda (fall armyworm)
Lineage: Eukaryota; Metazoa; Arthropoda; Insecta; Lepidoptera; Noctuidae
Gene: Prp4k
Exons: 10
Coding region: 274-2961 (895 amino acids)
Biological process (GO): peptidyl-serine phosphorylation; peptidyl-threonine phosphorylation; mRNA cis splicing, via spliceosome
Molecular function (GO): ATP binding; protein serine/threonine kinase activity
Source: RefSeq, a predicted model, not a curated record
ACCAUUUGUUUGGGUACACGUGUCGGUAGGUGUAAAUGCUCCGUGCGUUUUACUGCAUCCCCUCUCGACAGUGAGGGACGGGGUAACACAGGAGUGGUGUGAGGGAUUUAUUGAUCGAAUCUCUUGAUAUGGAGAUACUAUCUACAGUGAAAUAUGGCGUCGAAUGUUCUAGAAGGAUAAUAACCUCCUUCGAACAUUAACGUUGAAACGUGCCGCCCGUAAUGAAAAAAUCAAAUUCGGGAUAAAUGGUCGCCGGUACCGCGUUUUAUUGAAAUGGCCAACCGUACUAUGGCAGAAAUCUGGCACAUUAAUAAUUUGUUAUCUGGAGAGCGCUUCCGCUACGUAAUAAGAAUGGGAAAAGAGAAGAAAUUGGAUACAGAGAGGUCUGCAAACGGCGAUAGCGUGGACGACGAAACCAAAAAGAAGAAGAAAAGUAAGAAGCAUAAGAAACAUAAACGCACUUCAGAAGAGUCUGGAGAAAAGUCGCAUAAGAAGAAAAAGAAAUCCAAGAAAGAGAAAUACAAGAGUCCAAAAGAAGAGAGUGAGACGUCUUUGUCCGACGUUGAGGAGCUGAUAAAGAAGGGACGCCAUCAACUUAAGAGACCGAACCUUAUAGUGACAACAAAAACAAGAAAUGGGGAUGCCUCAGGCAAAGGUCCAUUUCAUGGCAAAUCCUAUAUACGAAAGGUCGAAAAACAAGAGACUUUAGAAAUUUUAUCUUCUAACUCUGAGACUGAAAACUAUCAAGAAGACUGCGCUAGUCCUGAGCUGAUACUGAUAGAAGACGAUUUGAACCUUGAAGAUUUAAUGAAGCAAAAAGAAUUACUUCAAGCCCGCCUCAUUGCUUAUUACUCCGAAAAGAGUGACGAUGAAGCUAAUAAAGAAGAGAAGUUGAAUGAAGUUAUUUGUAUAAAUGAUGAUACAAGGUCACCGAUUAUUAAGAAACCAAAAAAAGAAAAAGAACACGAGCACAAAAGAAGUGGCAAGCACAAAUCUAGUAAAGAUCACUCGUCUGAAAGAGAAAAGCAUAAAAUUAAAAGACAAGAAGAAGAUUUACGUGAAAUUAUCAACAGAGAAAGUCGUAAACAAAUGGAACGUAGAUUGGAGGAAAGAGAGGGUAGAGAAAGAAAAGAAAAAGAACGCCGAAAGAUAGAGGAGAGAGAACGAGAAAGAAGAAGGGAGCGUGAGAGGGAAAGAGAAAUUAGGGAACGGGAGCGAGAGCGGGAACGUGAAAAAGAGCGCCGAUCGUUAGAAGCCAGGCGAAGGGGAGGAGAACGAGAGCUUUUGAGAAUAACGCGACGGUCGCGAGAUAGAUCGCCGCUAGGACCGCGAAGAGAUCAGAGGCCUGGGGACCGCGAUCGACGAUCUCGCGAGCGUAUGCUAGAUAGACGAGACAAAUCCUCACGGUCCGAUUUACGGGGCUUCAAGGGCAUCGUCGACGAAGUCACUCAGAUUGUACCAAGUUCAAGCGAUGAGGAACUCAACAUAUCAAUUAACACUGAUGAUGAUGAGGAGACUGAGGAGCAGAUCAUUGAAAGGCGGCGGAAACAAAGAGAACAACUGAUGAAGCGUCUCGGUAGCGACAAUGCUGCCGUUAAACCUGAAGAAGCACCAAGAAAAUCUGCCUCACCGAAAGAUCCGAAAAGUAGCGGUAAAAAUGCUUCGGAAACAGUUGCGGAGGUCCGAGUAUUGAAAGAAACUGAAACCAAAGACAAGAAAUCGACUAAAGAAAAAGAAAGCAAGCCAGAUAAGGCUAAUAAUGACACAACUCGGAAUACGAAUGAAACAAAGUCUGAUACCAAGGUGGAUAAGUCCACAAAGAGCGGAGAAUGGGAUAUGUUUGCCGAUCAGGAUAACUUUGAUAGUGUUGAUACGCCAACGGCAGGAAAGCCGAAAAACAAAAGCGCAGCAGAAAACCCUUCGUUGACCGACAAUUGGGACGACGCUGAAGGCUAUUACAGAGUACGCAUCGGUGAGAUGCUGGAUAAUCGUUACACUGUGUACGGAUACACUGGGCAGGGCGUUUUCUCUAACGUGGUGCGCGCUAGAGACCAGGCGCGCAACAACACUGAUGUGGCCGUGAAAAUCAUCAGGAAUAAUGAGAUUAUGCACAAGACAGGGCUACGAGAGUUGGAGAUUCUCAAACGUCUUAAUGAUGCUGACCCAGAAGAUAAAUUCCACUGCCUCCGCCUGUUCCGUCACUUCUUCCAUAAGAGACAUUUGUGCAUGGUGAUGGAACCUCUUUCCAUGAACCUUAGAGAGGUUCUCAAGAAGUAUGGCAAGAAUAGCGGCAUACAUAUCAAAGCAGUACGGAGCUACACACAACAGAUGCUAUUAGCUCUGAAAUUAUUGAAGAAAACUGGAAUAUUGCAUGCAGACAUUAAACCAGAUAACAUUCUUGUAAAUGAAAACAAACUGAUGUUGAAACUGUGUGACUUUGGAGCGGCCGGGCAUGUCUCUGAUAAUGAAAUUACUCCAUACCUCGUGUCACGGUUCUACAGAGCUCCAGAGAUCAUUAUUGGUGUUUCAUAUGACUACGGCAUAGAUAUGUGGUCUACAGCAUGCACCAUAUAUGAACUGUCCACAGGAAAAAUUAUGUUCAGUGGCAAGUCAAAUAAUGAAAUGUUAAAGUAUUUUAUGGAUCUAAAGGGGAAAUUGCCAAACAAAAUUAUUAAGAAAGGAUACUUUAAAGAACAACAUUUCGACGCUAACUGCAACUUUAUGUAUCACGAAUUGGAUAAGAUUACUGAGAGGGAAAAGAUCGUCAUAAUUUCAAGUAUAAAACCAACACGAGAUUUGCAAACUGAGCUCGCACCACCGCAUCACCGACUGCCAGCCCCUGAAGCUAAAAAGAUUACACAACUAAAAGAUCUUCUAGAGCGCAUGCUCAUGUUGGACCCAGCCAAACGAGCUUCGGUCAACCAUUGCCUGGCUCACCCUUUCAUACAAGAAAAAAUCUAAAUAAGACCUAUAAGCUGUAAUUAUACAACAUGUUAAAAAAACCUUGUCUAAUUCGUAGGGUACGGCUGGAUAUUGAGAUUAGUGUAGGGAUGUAAUUCUGUUUACAUAAUAAGCUUUUGAGGAAACAUGAAAUUCAUAACAUAUUUACGUAGUAGUCCAAGAUCCCAGAGCCGUCAGACAUAAAAUAUUUUUACAAGCAUAUAACUUUCGCAUAUAAUAUUGCUAUAACAAAUUUUGUAAGGUGCACUAUUUUUUAGAGCUUUAAAGCGUCUGAUAAACGUUUUGAUCCAUUGAUUUCAGAGUAAUAUUCUACAAAACAUAUAAAAAUCUGUCAUAAAAAUUUACAUUAAGUAAGUCUAAUUUUUAGUUACCUUUCUCACUUGGUACGUGCGCAGGUGCCACUCGGCAAGCUCCACAAACAUUCAGGUAUUAAAAAGUAUAUACAAGACUAGUGAACCGAAAGUUAUAUGCUUGUAAAAAUAUUUUAUGUCUAGCGGCUCUGGGAUCUUACUCUAUAGGUAAUUUAGUUAGUAUCCUAAGGGAUACUAACUAAAUUACCUAUACGAGUCUUAACUCGUCUUAGUUUUUUGCGAUUAAAUUGCACUAGUUUUUUUUUUAUAUAUUUUCUUUCAUUUUCAUAACCCCUCUUUCGUGUUGGACAGGGUUUUUCUAGCAAGGUUAACCCUUAAAUAUGAUACUGACGAAAAUUGAUAAAGAUUUGAAUGAGUUAUGAACUGCGCCAUGUGUUUCACAUAUAUUCCAUCAAUGUAGUAAAAACAGUACAGUAGGAAUACUAUUCUUGCGGUAAAGCUACGAUAAAACAAAGAGUCUUGAAUGAAAACAAUAAUAAUAUUAUGUACUCGUAAAAAUAUUUCAACUGAUCACUAUCAUUACCAUUUACAAUUAUUCAAAUAUGAAUGUAUUUAAAAAGUGUUCAGUGUUCGUAUUUAGUGUCUAGAUAGAUGCAACGAAAAAAAAAACGUAAUAUUGGUAGGUACUUAAUCUUUUUAAUAUCAAUGUGUAUGGUCUUUAUAAACUGGUUAAUUACUUAACCAUUAAAGUCGUCACAAAAAAGAGGCCAACUCAGACAUUUAUUUUGUCAUUUUAUUAACUGUUUGCUCGACGUUCAUAAUAAGUUAUUUAUUAUAGUUAAAAAAUGAGUAAAAGUCGUAUUAUAAAUAAUAAUUACUCACAUUAAUCAUAGAGUUCAUAAAGAACAUCAUUUAUAAGCACCAAAUUAUUUUUUGCGGAAAUGCACUUAAAUGGAUUCGUCUACAGAGAGUUGUAUUUUAAAAAGCCACCAUUAAGAUGAGUAUUCAGGUUGGAUACCAUAGUGAUUUUACCUGUCGUCAUAUUUUCUUAAAACGUAGUCCUUAUAAUACAUUUUGUGCGUAUUAUAAAAUAUUUAAAGAUAAAAAUCGAAUCACAAAUUGGUUCAAUUUAUACUAUAGAUAACAAGUCCUACCUGACUCACUGAGCCAUCUAAGAAAUUCUUAUUGUAAACCACCCCUAACUGUACACUAAACUUCGUAAAUAGGCUAAUGACUUAAAACAAAUAAAGUUUAUUGUAUAAUUAACAUCAAUCCGAGCAAAGCUGUUGUGUUUACCACCGGUUCUUGAGAUAUUACUAUAUUGUCAGAUCCGGUAGUUACAAGUUCUAAUUUACUUCGAUAUGACUUGGUAAUCGAUCAUAAACAGUGUCCAAUAUUAUUUACCUCUUACUAUGUAACAGUUGUCAGAGUUGACCUCUUAUUUUGUGAUAACUUCAUAUUCCGAUUACUCUUGUAAUACAUACUUAUAUAAACUGAUCUUCCUGUUUAGGUGCUAGGUGGCCAGAUAUCACUGAUAAAGUGUUUAUUCGCAUGUUAUUCUUAUUCAUAUAAUAAGUGUCUAUUAUAUUGGAAUAGCCAUAAAACUUCUGUGUGUACUUAUAUGAUACAGUAGUCAAUUACCCCCUCUCCAAUGCCACCUAGCGAUAGUCUAUGUUUUAUCCUGGUUUCGUUUUUGUAAAUAGUCUAUAAAUUAUUAGUUUAGUUAUUCUUUCUUAGUUAUACUGCUAAAUGGACAUGUUAGGUUACUGGAAUAGUUUAAAUUCCUAGAAUAUUAUGUACUUUGAUAGUUUCCAGGGUGUUUCAAUUCAGGUGAUUCAUAUUACAGGUUCGGUUCUUCUCACUGAAAUUAUUCCAUCGUUGACCUUAAAUUAUUUAACUGCCGUUUGUUAUUUCAUUUCUUCUAGCCGUGUCAUGAGAUGUUGUUGACUUUGUACAGUUCAAGUGAAUAAAAUACAUACUAAUAAAAUUAAAA